This is a messenger RNA of Lutzomyia longipalpis, 904 nucleotides long. RefSeq names its product glutathione S-transferase theta-1-like. NCBI's taxonomy places the organism in Eukaryota, Metazoa, Arthropoda, Insecta, Diptera, Psychodidae. Gene Ontology annotation, molecular function: glutathione transferase activity. Gene Ontology annotation, biological process: glutathione metabolic process. Gene Ontology annotation, cellular component: cytoplasm. The record is from RefSeq and is a predicted model, not a curated record. The coding region runs from base 104 to 784 and encodes 226 amino acids. The transcript has 2 exons.
UUAAACCGACGAAAAUAAUCACAAGAAGAUUAAUUUUAUUGGAGGAGAAGGAAAAUCCAGAACUUGCCCAGAAAAGUGAAAAUUCUGUGAAAAUCCCGUGAAAAUGGCAAAGCCUGUGAAAUUCUACUACGAUCUCCUAUCCCAACCAUCGAGGGCUAUGAUGAUCUUCCUGAAUGUUGCAAAGAUCCCGUAUGAGAGCCUCCCGGUAGCCCUGCGGAAGGGAGAACAUCUCACGGAGGAAUUCAAAGCCAUCAAUCGCUUCCAGAAGGUCCCCUGCAUCAGUGACAAUGGCUUCAAUUUAUCCGAGAGUGUUGCAAUUGUCAGGUAUCUCGCUGCAAAGCAUAAAAUUCCAGACAGCUGGUACCCUACGGAUGCUAAGAAGCAAGCCAGGGUGGAUGAAUACCUGGAAUGGCAGCAUCUCAAUACACGCAUCAGCUGUGCUCUGUACUUUCAGCUAAUGUGGCUGAAACCCCUGCUGACGGGCAAACAACCAAAACCCGAAGCAGUUGAGGAGCAUUUGGGGCGCGUUGUGGACACUUUGGAUGCAAUUGAGAACAUUUGGUUGGAGAAGACACCCUUCCUGGCUGGAAAUGACAUCACUGUCGCUGAUAUUUGGUGCGCAUGUGAAAUUGAGCAGCUCAUCCUCACUCCCUAUGACUUCCGGAAGGGACGUCCACGUCUCACGGCUUGGCUCGAGAAGGUACGAACACAGGCUAAUCCCCACUACGAUGAGGCUCACAAAGUUCUCCGGAAGAUCUCCGAAAAAACUUCGGCUAAGCUGUAAAAGGAGUCUCUACAGGUGGUCAGGAGGAUGAAGGAUUUGUGGUUCAGGGUUUCAUUUCUCUUAGACUGAUUUAUGGUGCUUUAUCUGCAAAAUAAAAAUGCCUUCUUGCUGAAGAUUAAA